GAACGCAAGAGUCUACGUUGUUUCCCGCCCGACGCUAGACGCGCUGCCUGUCCAUUUUUUCGCCUCGAGGGGUCCACACACACACACACAAAUUUCGGUUUUGGGGAGGUUUUAGAGUAGGCGGGGGCCCGAAGAAAGAAGGGGGAGAGAAUAGAAGAAGUGAAAAAGGAGAGAGAGAGAGAGAGAGGAAGAGAGGAGAAAAAAAAAGGAGAAGCUUAUUUGACCACCAGCGCCCGCCCCAGUUCUUUUAACAGAGAGCGCCCGUAGGGACACACCGUAUGGACGACCGACGUCGACGACUUUUGUGAAAAGAAAGAAAAUAAUAAAAAAAAAUAUUCUAGCCCAUUUUUAUAUAUAUGUAUAUAGGGGGAGAGUAGAGAAAAACGGAAGAGAGGGGUGUACAUUUUAUCCCUUCCCUUUUUUUUCUGCACACAAUUUUACGUGCGGACCGUGUAAUAAAAACCUUGAAUUGCUCCAUUCUCUCCCCCUCUUUCGUCUUCUUAACAGUGCUGCUGGCCCCCUUUUUUCCACACAUAACGCUUUCUCGUGAGACUCUGAAAAACCGGUGGUGGUUCUAGUCGGGGGGCACUGUGUGGCGAGUGAGAGGAACUUUUUGGCGUUUCUUUUUUUUUUAAUUUCUCCCUCCGACGACGACGACUGUUGUGUGUGUCUUUUUUCGUGCGUGAGUGUGUGUAAGGUUAUAUUACUCUUUUUUCGAGGGGAGACUACUGUACAAAGGUAUGGCAGAUGGAGGGGAAGAGGCUGCUGCACGAGUCAGCAGUCCAGAACACCUGGAGGAGUAUCACCGCUUGAUAGAACUGGGACUGGACAGAAGAGUAGCCGGAAAGCUGGAGGAAAUUUACAGAACAGGUAAAUUGGUCCACAGCGAACUGGAUGACCGAGCCUUAGAUGCAUUGAAAGAAUUUCCUGUAGACGGUGCCCAAUCAGUGUUGCAGCAGUUUCUAGAAUCAAACCUAGAACAUGUCUCAAACAAGUCUGCCUUUCUUUGUGGUAUAAUGAAAACCUACAGGCAAAAAGUCAGAGCCCUAGGCUCAGCGACUGCCAGUGCUGGACUUGGCACAGCCAGUGGGACCAGUGCUGUGGAUACGUCUUUCGACUUAAAGCCUCUAGGAAAGGGACCAGAUGAGGAGAAAAUCAAAGCAAUCCUUGACAGGACUGGCUACAAGCUGGAUGUCACCACAGGGCAGAGGAAGUAUGGAGGACCACCACCCAACUGGGCAGAUCCACCUCCACCCAACGGCUGUGAGGUCUUUUGUGGCAAAAUUCCUCGAGACGUCUACGAAGAUGAACUGAUCCCGUUAUUUGAAAAAUGCGGGACGAUCUGGGAUCUUCGGCUGAUGAUGGACCCCCUGACAAACCUCAACCGUGGAUAUGCCUUCGUUACUUUCACUACAACUGAAGCAGCUCAAGAAGCCGUGAAUCAGCUCAAUGGUUGUGAGAUCCGCAAAGGCCGGAAGGUGGGCGUGACCAUCUCGCACAACAACCACCGGCUCUUCGUGGGCAACAUCCCCAAGAACAGGGACGGGCACCAGCUCUACCAGGACUUUGACAAGUUUGCACCUGGCCUAGCGGAGGUAAUCAUUUACAGUUCUCCGGAUGACCGCCGGAAAAAUCGCGGUUUCUGCUUCUUGGAGUACGAUUCGCACAAGUCGGCAUCUUUGGCCAAACGACGUCUGAGUACCGGCCGAGUGAAGAUUUUUGGAUGCGACAUCAUCGUAGACUGGGCCGAUCCGCAAGAGGAGCCGGAUAACGACACAAUGUCCAGGGUCAAGGUGCUCUAUGUGCGUAAUCUUACGCAGGAGUUUACUGAAGAAAAAUUGAAGGAGGCCUUCGAGGCCCAUGGACCUAUUCAGCGCGUCAAGAAGAUCAAGGACUACGCCUUCGUGCACUUCGAAGAAAGGGACGAUGCUGUCCAAGCGAUGGAAGCCCUCAACGGUCACACACUCUACGGAGCAAACUUGGAAGUGUCGCUGGCCAAACCGCCGUCGGAUCGCAAGAAGAAGGAGGAGAUACUCAAGGCCCGAGAGCGCCGGUUGCUCCAGCAACAGUUUGUCCAACGUGGUGGUCCUGGUAGCGGUUUAGUUCCAGUCGUACCGCCUGCCUUACGCGGUGCUCGGCCGCCCAUUCGCGCCGGUGGAGGUUCCGUCCCUUCUCAAGCUGCCGCCGCUUCCGGCGCCCUGGCAUACGGUCGAGAUUUUGAUUUUGAAUACGGUUACGGAGCAUAUCGAGGUCCCUACCCCGAUCCGUAUUACAAUGGAUAUUUCCCUUACACUGGAGGUGACUAUUACUACGACUAUCCAGCUCGUGGCGGAAGAGGAAGGCCGGCUGCAGGCGCACCCCGUGGAGGUCGUGGCAGGGGUGGUGGCCAUCGCGGUGCUGGAAGUGGAGGUAGUGAGCAGAGAACGUCUAGCCCCGCUGGCGGGACAAGUUCGAGAUGGAGAGGCUCUUCUGCUGGUGGUAGUGGUGGUGGAUCUGAAGGAGCAACGGCGAUAUACUCGAGAGGCGGAGGUGGAAGCCGUGGCGGAUGGAGAGGAGCGCGUGGAGGAACGUCUUCCGGUCGGCCUCAUCCCAGGUCCGGCCAACCUAAAAACUCUGCCCGAGAAGAAGGCCCCGGCGGAGGGGAUGGAUCGCGUCAAAUGGACGAAUCUUCAAGAGGAUUCGGAGCAGGAGCUUUGAACAGCAGAGCAGGAGCAGGAGGUGGAGACGAUUCAGUUGCCAUGGGAACGUGGCGUGCGGAUGCUCAACAGGGCGGGGCUAGCGGCGCCGAGGAUGCCGUUUGGUACCAGGAAUCCUACGGCACUCAGUGGAGCUAAUUCGAGCUCCCUCUUUUUUUACUUUGCAUCAUCGACUCCCGGUCUGGGUACGAAGAGCCAAGAAAAAGAAGCCCGCGGCCGUUUACAACCCCCCUCCCCUGUCUAUCUCUUAACAGCCACCACCUCCCAAAAGCAACACAACAACAACACUGCCCGACCACUCCGUUCACCCCCUUCUCCACUCUACUCUGCUCUCUCUCUCUCCCUCCACUUUCUCCUUAUAUUUUUUGAAUUUUUCUUGUUUGAAGGUUAAAAACUCUCGCUGUGAUGCCGUCGAGGCUCCAUUCGAUAUGCUCAGACGUCGUUUGUUUGUUUGUUUGGGGUUUGAUCUUUUGUUUGUUUUCUUUUUUUCCUUUUUCCAUUGGGUUCAUCUUCACAGUCUUUCAUCUUCGGCCCAGCUUUUAAAGAAUCGAAACGAAACAAAAGGAAGAAGAAGAAGAGUUAGGAGUAGUGGGUAUUAUUAGGAUACAGCACACACACACACACAUAUAGACAUGUCGUUGUUGUAGAGUUUUUUUCCCUGUACCGAGAGAGUGUCCCACUACUUUCAAAUGUAUUCCCCCUCCCCAACAAACUCGACAACAAGAAGAAAAACGAACGUAGAUUGCGCAACUUGCGACCGAUUCUUUUCGGAAAAUUCUCCCCCCCCCCCCAUCCGCCCUCCCUCCUGUUUCUCUUUAUCUCUCCCUCCUUUUUGAUUGUUAAAGUUUUGUUUUUUGGCAUUUCGCGGAAGGAUCGUCCCUCUUUGAUCUCUCAGCUGUGAGCUAAGGCGGGCAUGGCCAAGCCCUCUGCCCGGUCGGACGGGAAAAGAAAAUUCUUUUAGGAAAGGAGAAAAAUUAAUUUUUUUUGGAAAUUUAAGCACAGAAAAAAAAAAGAGAUAAGACAACGACAGUACAAAAAACUGCUUGGGCACGCCACUAUACCACCAUUAUUGCCACCCUCUCUAUCCCCCCCCCUCUGCAACCCCUCACCCCCAUAAUGCAUCUGUAUUAACCCUUUUUCCACUCUCAUAUGUCCGUCUUCUUCAAUUCCCUUCUCUUCUUCAUUUCUUCUCUCCCUCGCUUUAUCUUUUUCCUCUGGAGUCUCUCUACACCACCAGGUGGUUUUCAGGGAGAUUGCGUCAGGGACAAGUAAAGGGAGGGAUAAAAAAAAAAUAUUGUUGACACAAUACCCAUCCAGGCUGAGUGAUUCGUAUUGAAACUAUUUUUCUCCCGGUUAAAAAUAACAAAGGAAAAAGAGACAUUAUUUAGUAAAAAACAGAAACAAGACACACAGUUGUAGCCUCCAAGUAGACCAAUGUUUCCGGUAGUCUGUAGCAAAUAUUUCUUUUUUUGGAUUUUUGUUUUGAAUUUGCGAAACAAAAAAGAAAGCAAAAAACCCCCCAUUUUGUCGUUCUUCGUUCAUGAACGGGGCCAGUGGCACAAAGUGCGCAGUUUUUUUUCUCUUUAUUAGAUUUUCCCUCCCCAUCUCCCCCCUCAAAGUAAAUUCUUAACAAAACUACUACAACUUUAUUAUUCACUUUUUGCACGCAUUUAAAAUAUUUCCGACUAUGAGAAUUCUCUUAAUUCUGCUACACCCUUCAGUUUAUCUUGUCCCCACAAUAUUUCGUUAUUAAAAGUAAAAUCCACAACGCAACCCUUUAUUUUGCAAGCAACCGACUGGGCAUUUAAAAUUCGUUAAACCUUUUUUUUCAUUUAUUUUUUUUCCCCUGGCUCAUUCAUCUCGAGAUGAAAAUGUGUUAUGUAAUGAUGGGAAAACUGCGGCCCCUCCCUCUCUCUAUCCAUCUUUUUCUCUAAUUGAUCAUUCAGUUUGUCCUUCCACUUUUUUUUUUAUUAUUAUUAUUAUGGAUGCGCUUUUUUUCUCGUCUUUUGUUUUUUGUUGUUUGUCAUAGUCUUUCGUCUCCGAUUUGAGUAGCGGUACAUUUAAAGAAAAGAGGUUCAAUUGAAAUUGACAAGAGACGAGACAUUAUUUGAGACAACUCCUCCGCCUUGCGUGUAUGUUUCCCUACCCCCCGUGUGUGUUUUCUUUGUUGGUCGUUAAUUCCUCCACCCCUUUUCUAUCAAUAGUUUUUUUUUUCUCUUUAUUUUCGGUCUCGGAUUCACUUAAGUGAAAGUGGAGAGUGACCCUCUCCUGGCAAAAUUAUCUAUCCACUCCCCCCUAAAUGUGUUUUUCUUUUCAUUUCCUUCCCCAUUUAUUUGAUUGAAUUCUCUUUUUUCCCUUCUUCCUGCCAAUGUGUAUGUGUUCUGCAAUUGUUUUUCAACUCUCUUUUUUUUUGAUCCAACUGAAUGUGUGGAUGCUAAAUGGAAAGAUACCCCAGUGCUCUUCAUCCGCCACCAUUUCAAACUCCCGUUAUAGUAAUAUUAAAAAAAGGAAAAAAUUCAAUUUAAUCCCCGGGCCUUUUUUUUUUCUUGAAAAAUUAAAAACAAUAAGAUAUUUUUUUGUUCCGUCACGUUUGACGUGUAUUGCGGAAGAAAACCUAAAAAUUGUUUACUUUUUUUUUAUUUUUUUUUCUCUUGAUGCGACGUGUUCAACUUUUUUUUUUGUCUUCUCUCUGCUGUGUAUAAAAUAAUCAUAAUGUGCGGAAUUGGUCCGGUGAAAGUUCCCCCCUCCCCCGCGUGUUUUUCUCUUCUCGGAGAUGAAAAAAAAAAGUUUGAUUCGGAGCGCAAUUUUCCCCAAAUCGUAUUCCCCAACCACACCCAUUUAUCUUUAUGUCUUUGGUUUAUUACACUAAAAAAAAAUUCCCCUUACCUGUAUUUUAUUUUGUUUAUUUUUUUUUAUUCAUCCCCUCCAAAUUGUCCGCCCUGAUAAUUUGUGUUACAUCAUCACUUUUUUGUGUUUAGCUUAUUAUAUAACUUUGAAAACAAAAACAAGAAAAUGAUGGAAGACGACAAAACACGACACGUUUACAAAUAGCUAGUUUGAUUGAAUUUGCCCCCCAAUUUUCUGAUUUUGUAUGCGAGAAUGCAAGUAAAACCGAAAUUAACUUGAGAGAUGUUGAAUCGCAUUUUGUCUGGCCCAUAAUAAUUGAUGCAUCUCGUCCUUCAUCAAUGCAACAAUUACGUGAUGCUGUUUGUCCGCUGAUGGAUCUGUCAAACCGUCGAAUUCUUUUAUUUUCUACCGAGGGUGCUGAACGAAAAUGCUAAAAUGCUCCCAUCUCGUUUGAAUAUUUGACCGUUGAAAAUACAACAUGCAAGAGAGAAAGUACAGUUGA
Molecule: messenger RNA, 6045 nt
Organism: Daphnia pulicaria
Lineage: Eukaryota; Metazoa; Arthropoda; Branchiopoda; Diplostraca; Daphniidae
Product: heterogeneous nuclear ribonucleoprotein Q-like
Exons: 11
Coding region: 741-2834 (697 amino acids)
Cellular component (GO): ribonucleoprotein complex; nucleus
Molecular function (GO): mRNA binding
Source: RefSeq, a predicted model, not a curated record